AUGUUCAUUCUCAUCAACACCGUCUACUUCAUCAACAUCGAGCUCUACUACGUCUACCACUUCCACUCCAACAACAUCAUCUACUGCAUCGACCACCAGAUCAAGUACGAGAAGUACAUCGUCUUCUACAAUAUCGACUCCAACAACUGCUUCUACAACAAGCUCCACCACUUCGGUAUCUACAUCGUCUAUUGCAUCAACGCCAAUGACUUCAAUUUCAACACCGUCCACUCCUUCCACAACAAGAUCCACUUCUAUGUCUACAAGUUCAUCUACCGAUGCCUCUUCCUCAACAACCUCAACGACACGUCUUACAUUUCCUACAGUUUCAACACCAUCCACUCCUUCUACUACAAGCUCCACUUCUCUGUCUACAAGUUCAUCUACUGCAUCUACCACUGCCUCUUCUUCAACAACCUCAACGACACGUCUUACAUUUCCUACAGUUUCAACUCCAUCCACUCCUUCCACUACAAGCUCCACUUCUCUGUCUACAAGUUCAUCUACUUCAUCUAG
Messenger RNA from Anopheles coustani, 516 nucleotides. RefSeq lists its product as uncharacterized. The record is from RefSeq and is a predicted model, not a curated record. Bases 1 to 516 code for a protein of 171 amino acids. Lineage: Eukaryota; Metazoa; Arthropoda; Insecta; Diptera; Culicidae. The transcript is spliced from 4 exons.